Messenger RNA from Arabidopsis arenosa, 1328 nucleotides. NCBI's taxonomy places the organism in Eukaryota, Viridiplantae, Streptophyta, Magnoliopsida, Brassicales, Brassicaceae. The record is from the annotation of a GenBank genome assembly.
AAUUUUCCCACGCGCUAAAGGUGAGAGGAGAUCUCACUUCCCUUCUUCACUCACUCUGCAACUUCGAGAUCACGGCAAAGAAUGGCGCCAACAUCACCAUUGUACAAUCAGCUCAAGGCUGCUGAACCAUUCUUCUUGUUGGCUGGUCCAAAUGUGAUCGAAUCCGAGGAACAUAUUCUUCGAAUGGCAAAGCACAUUAAAGACAUUUCCACAAAAGUUGGGUUGCCUCUGGUUUUCAAGUCAAGUUUUGAUAAAGCUAACAGAACUUCUUCAAAGUCAUUUCGAGGUCCUGGCAUGGCCGAGGGUCUGAAGAUUCUUGAGAAGGUGAAAGUAGCAUAUGAUCUUCCAAUAGUUACUGAUGUUCACGAAUCAAGCCAGUGUGAAGCAGUUGGCAAGGUUGCAGAUAUAAUUCAGAUUCCAGCAUUCUUAUGUCGCCAGACAGAUCUUCUGGUUGCAGCAGCACAAACCGGAAAAAUUAUCAAUAUUAAGAAAGGACAAUUCUGUGCUCCUUCUGUCAUGGAAAAUUCAGCCGAGAAGAUCAGACUGGCUGGGAAUCCAAAUGUUAUGGUUUGUGAAAGAGGAACCAUGUUCGGAUACAAUGAUUUGAUAGUAGAUCCACGAAACUUUGAGUGGAUGAGGGAAGCUAAUUGUCCUGUUGUCGCUGAUAUAACCCAUUCACUACAACAACCUGCAGGCAAGAAGUUGGAUGGUGGUGGUGUUGCUAGUGGAGGCCUUCGCGAGUUAAUACCAUGCAUUGCAAGAACAGCUGUAGCAGUUGGCGUCGAUGGAAUUUUCAUGGAGGUUCAUGAUGAUCCUCUAAGUGCUCCAGUUGAUGGUCCAACUCAAUGGCCUUUGCGCCAUCUAGAAGAACUCCUGGAAGAGCUCAUUGCGAUUGCGAGGGUCACAAAAGGGAAGCAGCGGCUCCAAAUCGACCUUACACCCUACCGUGAUUAAGAUCAAAGGCUCAGUAAUCCCGAGCUUUCACAAGUUUGCAAGUACAGUUCCUCUUUCUCGGUUCUCGCUCUCUCGAAACUCGAAAGCGAAGCAUACCAGAAGACGGCAGAUGUGGGGAAGAAGACGACGGUCUUCGCGAAGUGAACUUGUUAGAUUGCUAAUACAGAGGAAAUGCGUAGUUGAUCGGUCUCACUGCAUUUUUGCUCGCAUCUAAGUAGGAGGACUAUUGGCAUCACAGGGGGAGAGCAGCCAAAAUGAUUAACUUUUUCUUCGCAUCCCUCCGGGCAAAAGGUAAAAAUCUCUGGCUUAUGAUUCCUUUUAGGUGUGUGCUUAUGUGUAAAUGAUCAACUUCAUAAUAGAAUUAGUGUUUUACU